This is a messenger RNA of Clunio marinus, 507 nucleotides long. Lineage: Eukaryota; Metazoa; Arthropoda; Insecta; Diptera; Chironomidae. The record is from the annotation of a GenBank genome assembly.
AUGAAUUUUAAUCCAAUAAAUUGUUGGCCAACAUCAAUUCUUGAUUUAAUUUUUCAGAAUUUAUCGGGCGAUGAAAUUUUAACUGCAACAAAAGUGUCGCCAUCGUGGGAAAACUAUAUCGGAAGAUCUUCAAUUUGCAUGACGAAAAUUGAUCUGAAAAUCAUCGGAAGGAAAUUUUAUUUGAAUGGGCAAUAUGAAGAAUUGAAAGGAGAACUUCAAAAGUUAGCAAAAAGUGGUCGGAGAUAUGAAAAUUUAAAUUUCUAUGCCCAUAAGCCAGGAUUUCUUACAAAUGCAGUGAUUCGUCUCUUGAAAAGUCAAAAAGGCAAUUGGAAAAGUGUGAAAAUUUGGUCUGAGAAAUUCUACGAUGAACAUGAAAUGGAAAAAAUUUUAUCGCAAGCAAAACAAAUUUGCAGAGACUUUCAAUCAACGAAGAAAAAUGGAAAACUGAAAUAUUCUCACAUCUAUCAAGACUUCCAUCAGCAAUCAAAUUUAAAGAAUUCCGAAUGA